Alternaria triticimaculans is the source of this 2361-nucleotide messenger RNA. RefSeq lists its product as uncharacterized. NCBI's taxonomy places the organism in Eukaryota, Fungi, Ascomycota, Dothideomycetes, Pleosporales, Pleosporaceae. Bases 1 to 2361 code for a protein of 786 amino acids. The transcript is spliced from 5 exons. The record is from RefSeq and is a predicted model, not a curated record.
AUGGAUCUCGUACAGACAGUGCGCAAAGAAGGCAGCCGCGGCGGUCGCGCCGACUUCAAAUGGGAAGACGUCAAGAACGAUGCGCAACGCGAAAACUACCUGGGCCACUCGCUCAUGGCCCCCGUCGGCCGCUGGCAACAAGGACGCGACCUGAACUGGUACGCAAAGGGCGACGAGGAAUCCAAAGAAGCCGAAGCUGCGCGCAUCAAGGAAGAGAAGCGUAAACUGAAGGAGGCUGAGGAAGACGCCAUGCUAGCUGCCAUGGGUCUGCCCGUGCCAGUGCGCAAUAACGCGAACCUGACGCCACUCGGCCAGAAAGCACAUGAGGCAGAUGUCAAGGACACGCUAGACGAGAAGGCCAAAGUGGAGGAUGAUGACGACAAGGCGAAGAGGAGGGAGAAGAAGGAGCGUUCACGGAGACAAAGAGAUGACGACGGAGAGCGAAGGAGACGUCAUCGAUCGCGGAGUCGGAGCGACGCUACAGACAUCGAGAACGUUCACGGUCGCGUGAAAGGCGAAGGGAUGAUGGGCGCGAUGACAGGCGCAGACACCGAUCACGAAGUCGCGACCAUAAGCGACGAGACGAUCAUACAGAACGCAGGCGAGACCGCGAUGUCGAUGCGAAGCGGUCGAGGUCACUAUCGAGAGACCGGAGACGGCGAAAGGACACGAGAAGCAGUCAUCCCAUCACCAACCACCAUGACCGCAGCACCACCAUCCAUACCCGACUGGCGCACCCUCGCCGCUUCGAAACGCGAAUCCGUGUACGCCAAGAUACCGAAAGAUUGGCGGCUGCCUUCUUCGCAAACGUCUCAGUACACAGAAGACUCCAGUAUAUCUGUGCUGGAUGUUCCGCGAACAUGCGGCAUCUUGACCGAGAAAGAGUUGGACAUUACUGAAAACUACGAUGCCACUGAUCUGGUCAAGAUGAUGGCAGAGGGCCAGUUGACAAGUACAGAAGUGGUCACGGCAUUUUGCAAAAGAGCAGCUGUGGCGCAGCAGUGCGUGAGUUGCCUAACAGAGAUUAUGUUCUCGGAAGCACUCGCCCGAGCUCGAGAAUGUGACGCAUUCCUCAAAAAAGAAGGAAAAGUCAUAGGACCCCUCCACGGCCUCCCAAUAAGUCUAAAAGACUCCUUCAACAUCCGCGGCGUCCAAGCAACCCUCGGCUACAUAUCCUUCCUCGCGCACCCCCCCUCCGCCUCAAACUCCUCUUUGGUAACCCUCCUACACACCCUCGGCGCAGUCUUCUACGUGAAAACCAACCUCCCUCAAACCAUGAUGACAGCAGAUUCCCACAACAACAUCUUCGGCCGCACACUAAACCCGCUCAAACUCAGCCACACAGCCGGCGGUUCCACAGGCGGCGAGGGCGCCCUCCUCGCUAUGAAAGGCAGCGUCCUAGGCGUAGCAACCGAUGUCGCAGGCUCAAACCGCAUCCCCGCGAUAUGCUGCGGCGGCUCGUCUUUGAAGCCAACAGCAGGGAGGGUGCCGUUUGCAGGUGGUGUCGCAGUCGGUCGGCUGGGUAGUCCAGGGUCUGUUCCCGUGGUUAUAGGACCGUGUGGCCGUUCUGUCCGCGACUACGCACUUUUUUUACGGGUUGUGGGAGACGCGAAACCGUAUCUGUACGAUGAAAACUGCCUCAAUGUCCCGUGGCGCCGUGUCCAGCCUUCCAGCAAACCACUGAGGUUCGGGCUGGUGAGGGGGUGUAAAGAACGACCGCUCCACCCACCCAUCGCUCGCGCACUGCAUACCACGGCGAUGAAACUCAAAGCGCAAGGCCACGAGAUCGUCCUCCUCGAUGACAAGAUACCAGAUCUCUACCAAACCGCCCUGCUAGCAUGGAAAUUCUUCAUGCUGGAUCCGAAGAAAACGCCACUGCAGUAUAUCAAAGAUGGCGGGGAGCCACCCGUCCCCUCGCUAUCAACAUGCUCGUUCCCCGAGUUGAGAGACUGGGUGCCUAGUCUGGAUGAGCUGUGGGAUUUGAAUGUGCAGAAGGCGGGGGUUGUCAAGAAGUGGCAUGCGCUGAUGGUUGGUGAUAUUGGCGGUGAGGGCGAGAAAGCACUAGACGCCAUCCUCAUGCCGGGGUACCAGGGUGUCGCGCCAAAACAUGACACCUAUGGCUUGCCGAUCUACACGGUCGUAGUCAAUUUGUUGAAUUGGCCGAGUGGGGUGCUGGCGGCUGGGAAAGCGGAGAAGGGGGCUGAUAAGGAGUUUUUGAAGGAGGGCGUGGCGUUUGAACCGCCUUAUGAUGCGGAUGAAUGCGAGGGUUUACCGACGCAUGUCCAGGUUGUGGGGAAGAGUAUGAUGGAUGAGGAGUUGGUGGAGGUUCUGAAGGUUGUGGAAGGUGUGCUGAAGGCGUAG